AUGGCUAACGCUAGCCCAUGUAUGUCUUCAGCAGGGCCAAUGGCCCAGGUCUUCUUCCCUCCUGGAGGGUCCUCACCUCCAGGCUCAGCUGUGAUGCAGCAGGGGACCCCUAUAUCCAUGCCCUCAACACCCUCUCAUACUGGUUUCUCUGUGAUGGACCUGACACCAGGGCAGGGUCCUCUGUUACCUUCACUGCCUCCUACUCCUGCAGGGAUUUCCUUCAUCAUCCAGAUUGGCCUGACCAGAGAAUCUGUCCUCAUGCCGCAGACUGCAGACCUGGCCUAUGUGAAGCAGAUCGCCUGCUCCAUCGUUGACACAAAGGUAAGAAAUGUGUGCAUGUGAGUACAUGUGCCAGGGAGGGUGGUAUAUCAGGUAGAACUGGGCGUUUGCUUCCUUCAGAAGACAGUUCAUGUGUAAUGCUUUCAUGGCAAACUUUCAAAUCUGUUUGUCUGGUGUCCUGCUUCUAUUAUACAGCAGCUUUCACUCUGUUUUUGUGUCCCAGUCUCACACAAAAACCUUUGUUUACACCCUCUUGUUCUCAUCGUAUAAUAAAGGGUUCAAAAAUGCAAGCAGACAAAGUGUUUAAUGUGUCUGCCUCUGAGAAACGUGGCAAAUGUCACAAUUUUUUCCUCCGCUCUAAUUACAGCAAUUAUCAUUUUCUCCCUCACACAGUGGGAAGAGAGCAGCGUCCAGUCAGGCUUUGUUAUGACACUUUGAGCACAGCAGAGCAGCAGAGGGAUGCUUGAUGGGCAGAGAGUUAGUGAAAGGACACACUUUAUCCCAGUGUUAGUGCCGGGGCCAACAGGUGCGCCGCAGUUUAAACAAGUUCAAACUCAAGAAAUAUGGAGACUGUCGCUUUGCAGAUGCCUAGCGAGAUCUGACUUUUAAAGAGUAUGUUUUGCAAAAGAGGUUUGACAGCAUUGAUGCGCCACCAGUAUGUGAAGAGUCAGAAAUUAACAGGCUUAUUAUUUUAUUUUUAAUUUUGUGAAAACUAUUUUGUCCCUUUUGACACACCGUUGUUAAGCGGCUGCAGUGUCUUCUUGCUUCUUAGUGCUGCAGUGAUGAAAAAUAACAAACACCACAGCAUUUCUAAACGGCACAUUUCACUUAAAAAGUCCAAAGCUCAGUCAAAACCACCUUAUAUUACGUUAGUGGGUGCAGAACACAUUGGAGCAGCAUUUAUUUGGAUAAUUUAACUAACAGUCAAGUAAAAAAAGUGUAUCUCAUUGCAUUACUUUUAUUCCCAAAUCAAGACACUGAUGAGAAUUGCUUUCCAUUGUUGAUACAGACUUCAAAUCAGUUUAACGUCUAAUUAAAAUGCCCUCUGUAAAUGUAUAAAUAAUGUCAGAAUGGUUCUGUUUGUCACUUGGCUCAGUGUCCUCAUUUUUUAAGAUCUAAACUCUCUUUCACUUCUCCUUACUGCAACAUGCGAGGCUUUGCAUAUCACACGUAAAGACAUCGUCUCAUCAGGCCUUUUUUAAAAUCUCUUAGCCGCCCCUCAAGAGAAGAAGCGUUUACACCCUGUGUGUCUUCCUCAUAGUUCUUCCUUCGGCAUUCACUUUAUUGAAACUUAUUUGUCUACCAAAUCUUAAAAAAUAACAUAAAAAAUGACAUUUAGCUUUUUAAAUUUUACCAAAGCAAUCACUUUAAAAAAAAAAAAAAAAAAAAGAAACAGGUAACACCUAUCAGAUGAGCGCCUUGAAACAAAUGCUCUUUGCAAAACUGAAAAGAGAAAAGUCAAAAACACACAUGCUGCAGGGUUGGGGAGGGGGAGAAGUAUUGACAUCCUCUUUGCAACAGGAAGCAAAGGGUGUUAUGGGAAAUAUGGUCUUGUUUUCUUUGAACAGCUUCACUGCUUCUUUUCACGUACUUUGCUAUAUGGCAACGAAUGGGCACAAUAAGCAUUUUGACCACACUUAGCAUUAGCAUCACCCCCACAGUUGUGAUAUAGUUUGAACGGGGCAUGUGUGUUUGAAUCUGCUGGUUAGCGCGGUGGGUGAUUAGAUUAGCAGAUUUCCACAGCCUGCUCAGAGCGGCUUUAUGAAAACUCCAACUAUCGCAAAUAUUCCAGAAAAUACUGGUUUUAGCUUACCCUCUCUGCUAAUCUGUUUUUGUGCAAAACAGCCUUUGUUUUCCCUCUUUAGCAUGUGUUUUUAGCAUUCAUUUCUCUGUUUCUGUUGUCAAGACUGGCUGGGAUGAAGAUAAACUGAUGCUUCAUCUUCAUCCAAGUAACGGCUAGUAGCUGCAGUGUGGCCUUACUUUGAUUUCAUUUUUUAUAUCCUUUUUUUUUUUUUUAAAUUGAUAAACUAUUAGAAUCACAUGAGACCAGAACGGAAAUUCAAAAGCAAAUUUAAGACAUGUGACAAGGAGGCACUGCCACAGGCGAUCUUUUUGUGUCUCACCAUGUGUUUUGGUUUUUAUUAAGACUGCUUUAAUACUUUUUUUCAGUGUUGGAUUACUUUUGGACAUGGUUCAACAAAAACGGAUUUCAGAAAAACUCACACAGCUAUGGCUUUGGCAUUGAUAACCACAACAGUUCUAAUCAAUAAUAAAUGCAUGCAUGAAUGACAGACGCGGUACUAUUUAAAGCAGCUCAGCCAAUGAAAUCUGCAAAAAUCAGAUCCCCCUUUAUACAUUUAAACUCUUGAAAAUUUGAGAAAUUUGUGCUCAUAUGUGAAGGGCUUGAUGGUCACCAUGAAAACAAAAACUCUCCGCCUGUUUCAUUGCUAAACAAUCGCAAAGAGUUUUGUCAGAUGUGCUGAACUUUUCCAGUAUUUUUGGAAGGAAUGUGGAUUUAUUUUAAAUGUACGCCGGGUACCAGUUUGUGGUUUCUGUCUAACAUCAUCUAUUUCAGAAAAGACUCCUUUGCCAGCAGAAAAAAAAAAGAUUCUUCCAUUUUUUUCUUUAACCUCUUUUUUUCCCAACAUCUUCAGCCCCGUUGUACCAGCACAAAAAAGUAGAGGCCUACUCUCCUCUCUGAUCGACACAAUGAACAAACUCAAAGAGGGAUAGAGGAUCCAAAAAAUUCAUUAGUCACCAAUAUUAGAAGAGUAAAGUGUGAGUCUAUACACACGGUAUGGCGCUUAAUCCAAUCCCAUCUUGAUGCUGGAUCUGUGUAAAUGUCAUAAAGAGUUUGGUCUAGACUGUUUUGGAUCUAGUGUGGAGGGUGUCCCCCGUUUGUUUCUGUGGAGGAGCCAAUUUGCAGCGGUUGCCAUGUUGGUGACGCUGACUCAAGCUGGUUUUCAUUCAACCUACUAGAGAGAGGCCUUUAGCCUCUAAAUGGCUAUAAUAUGCUUGACUAUCAAUCAAGUUUGAUGAUCUUGUAACCUUCAUAUCUUUGAAAGGAUGGAGUUACAAAGAAACUCACUCUUUGCACAGUGAGAUUUCUGAGCUGAACCAAAAUCGUCUGUAAACUGGGCUGUAAACGUGUUUAUUUUGCUCUAAAAACAGGUUUUGUAUGUGGUUUCUAAUGUUUCAAUCACACUUGGGAAACUACUGUGUUUCGAUUUAUUGGUUUAUUAAUUAAGACAUCAAUUUAAAAUAUAAAAUUUCCACUUUAAAAUGUAAAGAUGACUUACAUGCCACCAGCUCACAAAUGUCUUUGUCUUCACCAAGAGAGUCUUUGUGGCAGAUUUUACACACUUAAUUUAUCAUCAGGAUAGAUAAAGCUAUCUUUAGUCAUAUUUGCAUCUCUUUGGCUCUGCGAUUGCUGAUGGAUCUAUUUGUACGAUAACUGCGCCAUAAUUUAAAUCAUUAUUUCUACUUUGCAUGUUCACUAUCCUCCCUUUGAUUGCAGUUCCUCCUUUUCUUAAAACACAUGAAACACACGCAUCAGUCUGUUCCGCUGUUUUGUGUCCCCUGCUGUGUUUGAUCCCUUGUAAACCCCUGGAUAUUCUUUUCUACUUUCGCAAAACCAAGAAAGAGAAAAAGUUCAGAGGAAGUACUUCGAUUCCCAUUAAAAAUAACCCCCAUCCUUCCCCAAGCCUUGUCACACACACACACACACACACUCACACGCACAUGCAAACAUAAACCCACUCUCACACUCGCUUAGCAAUCCCCUAAAUCUCUCAAACACACUCCUGCUCUGCUCGGAACUGCAGCUUUAGGUGGGACAUUUGGACAAUAGGCAGCUUGUCCUGGUCCAGCCAACUGAGCGCGACACAUGAUUUAGACUGUGUGUGCACGCAUGAAUACCCAUGUUGGUGUGUUUAGAGCAUUUAGCGGGGUAGUGAAGGCGGUUCGGUACCCCGCACCCCCCUCCCCCCGUCAUCUCUCCCAUCCCAGAAAGGGUGAGUCACUGGCUCUGUUUAUUCACAGGCUCCCUCCUUCUGUUCCAUUGACACGUUUUUCCGUUCGCUCCACUGCGGAGAAGCACACUUUCCGCCAGAUUCGACUUCCAACACCAAACCAGGGUGAAGGCCUGUCCUGUAUCUCUUAUUUAGUCUCUUGAUGUUUCCCAGCUUCUCGGGCAAGAAAUCAAAAUCCACCUUUGGUCACAAAUGGUAAGAAGAACUUUCUCAGUCAAGCUCAAGUCCCAUGAAGCCUCCACCCUCCUCCUCCUCCCCGACUGUCUGCUUCUGAUGGAAAAUAUUGUGGCCUUGAAACUAGAGAUCUGUCUUUAUUCAACCAUGAUGCAGCUCUGGUGUAUUUGCUCUUUUGUGAGACAGGCCUCACUGACUCCUUUCAGUUCUCCUUUGUCACCUUACUUUCUUGUUUCAACCAUGCCCUCGAUUUAAAGCCAAAAAAAUAAGACUCCUUCCCUCUUCUUCCCUUUCCUUUUCUCACCUUUCCUCUGUUUCCUGGGUUAAACAGCCGCUGACGUCUGUUUCCUCUAUCCGUCUUUGGCAGAUCUACCUCCUACUCUUCCCCGUCUUGUGCCUUUCCCUACACCUCCUCUCUCAAUCCCGUACUUCCUCUCUUUAUCCACUAAUCUCCGGUCCCGCUCUGCCUGCCUUAUCAUCAACUUCCUCUUACGCUCUGGUCCUCUUCCUCCUCUUCAUCCACUUUCCCCCUCUUUCACGCCACUCUCCUCCACGCCUUAUCUUUGUUGUUUGCCUUCUUGAGCGCCCUUCAAGUGAGUGGAAAAAUAUGGGGAAUUCACUUUCUUGCCUCCAGGGGGUCAGUGCAAGUUUUUCUGAAUGACUGCUCUCAUGAUGAGUCAAAAAAUUGUGAAGUGGCAAGGAUGAGUCACGUUUUCAGGUGUGUAUCCGACAUAAACAACAGGUUAAGCCAGGCCUUGGGGCGCCAUAGAUUAGCACGGUUAGCCUUUUAUUUUCCAUGCCUACCUUCGCCUCGUUAGCCGAAAGGUGUGCCAGCUUAACGGUUUACUUUCAACACCUACAACCUUUUAUUUCGUCAUCAGUUGGAUGCGCUCGCUUUGCGCUGACGUCAGUGGGUGUGUUUAAUGCGUGAAUGAGCCAGCGUGUGUGUGUCAGAGUGUGAACACAAGAGAAAACCUGUUGUGUCCUGACGGCGUCGGCUGCGGUCACAUUUCUGGAUCAUUCAACAUGCUGCCAGACUAAUCUGUGAUGAGUAAUAUCACAUUUAACAACCAGUGAGCCGAGCUGAAUCCAGAGGCGGUGGGAUCCAUAUUCCCAGUUACUUGGUCCCAUUGGAGCAUUUAAAGGGGUCUUGAGAUCAAACAUCAUUUAUUUUUUUGAUCUUUUUACAAGAAACUUCACGACCGAUUUGUUUUGCGUUAACCAACAAUUGUUUUCGUCUUAUGAAGAAGCCUCUGCAGCAGAACACACUCACUAAACCAAGAAGGAUGAGGACAGAAGUUUUUUUUUAUUCUUUGCUUUGAUUAAAACACAAAGAAAUAUGAGUAACCACACACACAAACACACACAAACACACACAUAGACACAGCUGCAGCUGAGAGCCCCUGCCCUGGCCAUUGUUUCCACCUCCGUUUUGGAAGGAGCUGUUUCUUUAUCUACCUCCCUGGAGGAGCAGCUUGGCCCUGGGAAUGGGAUCAUACACACCACCUCCUGUUUACCUCACUCUCCUGCACAUGUGCUCUUACACACACACACACACACACACACACACACACAUGCACUGGGUCUUAAGCAACACAACAGUUGGCCCUGAUUUACCAGAUAAAGACCAAGUUUGAUGGACAAGGUCGCAUUGUUUGCCAAAGAAAUGACACAAGUCCACGGUCAGCACUGCUGUAGGUCAAGACUCAGGCUAAAUUUGAACCCUGAGCUCCACAAGCCUCCCCGCAUAUGAUCAGAUUUUAAAGACGGAUGUGUCCUGCUUUUUGGAUAUUUAAAAUGCACCAGAACUGGCAAAUACACUUUACUUAUGAGCCCAAACUUCCUGGGUCACAGUCAGGCCACGUUUCAGAGUUAAAGCCACUGUAAGGAGAUUUUAACUAGUUGAGAAAUAAACUGAAACUGAUACUAAUGCUUUAAUGAGAUCUUCAAAACACAUGAGCACAAAGGCUGAUAAUUUUAAAUGGCUGAAGGUAGGUGUCAGUCCAGACGAUUAAUUUCAUCCAGAACAAAAAGGCUGAUUUAUACUUUUUUGUCUGCAAUCUCUACUGAGAUAAGAGGCAUCAUUUCAUCCACAGGGAGCAACAAACUUGACACAAACCAAAAGUUCCUCACGGCAGCUUUAAAGAACAUACUCGACAACACAUUCGCUACCUUCGACAAAAAACGUUUUAAAUUAAUAUACAGUUAGCUAGGUCUAGCUGCCAGUUAAGGGCACUAGUUUGGCUUAGCAGUCAAACAAUCUUGUCUCACUUACCAUUAGGGGACAUAUCAGUGGCUAACAUUCCUGGCUAGCAAGAGAUUUAGUGUCUUUUCUAUAAUGUCUUGUGACACAUUCGGAUUGAUGUAUGAGCUUUGGCAGAAGGUAAGGUGACCUCACGUCCUCUUUUACUCAGAUAUGUCCUCUUUUUGGGGGGCUGUCCGGCUUUGUCCGGGGAAGUUUAUAAAACCCUUCAGAUGUCCACGGUGUUGUAUGCAAGUUUUGAUUUUGUGUCACGUGGACUUACUGAGUUAGAAGUGUGUACUAAUCCCUCGAUUUGACUUGAAAAACUCUCAAAAUUAACUUCGUGUGACUCUGUGACCCCGCCCCUGUGUAGUCGUGUCCUCUUUUUGGGAAGUCAGAAUAUGGUCACCCUAGCAGAAGGACUAAAGUUGAUUUUACUUGAGCUGCUGUUCAUUCAGAGAAAAAUCACAGUGUGUCAAACUCCCAGCGGUUGAACAAUUUGCAACUUGUUACAUAGAAAUACAUACAAUCUCAUGAUAACUGAGGCCACAGACAACUGAAUUUCCCUUCGGGGAUAAAAUAAAGUUAUUUUUAUUCUUAUUCUUACAAUAUUACAUUAAAUAAAGUUAUUAGUUUAAUUUGAGCUCAUUUUAGCAGCACGACUUCAGAAGACACAGCUGCAGGGGUGAAUAUUUUACAUAAGAGUGAAACUGGCAGCUUGAUGCAUAAACCUGUGAUGAGGUCUCUGCCUCAGAACUUCAGGUUCUUAAAUUACUUCUACUAGAACAUUACUUCUGUAGAGGAAAUGGUGUCUACCCACAACAACAUUUCACUUCUGCUUACCCAAACCCCCUCCCCUCUGUCCCUUUCUAACUGUGUUUUUGCCACAUUUGCAUGGUAGCAGAACAGCUUUGCAUGACUGACUGUGCCUGCUGUCCCCUGGCUGUUGCCGGCUGUGCUGCAGAGAAAGCUUAACAUACACACGAGGACAUUUGAUUAUUCAAAACACGCACGCACGCACACAAUCGCACACACGCACGCACAUAUACACAGCUGCACAGGGGCCCAGCAGCGGCGGCGAUGUGUAUCAGAGGAAGAGAGGUGGAAUGAUGGAGAUUAUAAUAGUUUGGCUUUUUUGGUUACAGCUGAGAUUGUGAUCUGAAAUUAAAAUUUGGGAGGCAUAAUCAGUUUACUAAAAGUUUAGUUUGUAAAAGAUUCGUAUUUUGUUGUGUUACCAACACACUUCCAAAGAGAUUAAGGAAGCAUCAACAUACAGGUUAUCAAACUGUUUUCAGGCUCUAUUUUGACUCAAAUCCAUAACAAUCACCAUUUUUAUGAGUGGCUUUAUAUUUCCUGCUCACCUUUUGAGUAAUUGUGUCUAUAUUUUGAGUGUAAGGACCCUUUAAUCAUUUCAUAACAACAUGUAUUUGGCGCACUUGUGUGCAGCAGAUAACAGACUGGAUAAAGUAGAGUAUGUGUAAGAGGGUGUGGUGAUAAACAAACACAUCUUAGCCAGUCACAUUAGUGGUUUCAUUGCUAUUAAAACAGCUGUGCAAAUGAUGGCGACUUAUGACAAUAAAAGCUCAACAAACAGACACUUUUUCAAACAUUGUUUUGUUGUCUGGAUGAGACAAACCGACCCUGUGAGAGCGAAACCUGCAGUCAGAGGUACUUUCCUUUUAUUUGUUUGGAUUGAGCUGUACAUAAACUCGAUGCACUGAGCUCGAUUGUUGAGUAAAGAUAGAUGGGUAAUUUCGAGUUCCCAGUAAAAACAACACUCCUUUCUCUACCAGUCGAAUACGUGCACGACUUUAUAUGAUUAUUCUUUAGUGGCCAAGAAGACCAGGUUAAUGAGAUCCAAUAAAACAGAGUCAGUCUUUAAGGCCAACCCAUAUUUUGUCAUUCAUGUGCUCCUAGGGCCCCUGCAUUCCUCUCUUGAUCUGAGUAAAGGAGACCUUAUGAUACUAAUCCAGAGAUUAGCACCGGGGAAAACGGUUUCAUGCUGUAAUCCAAUUGGGAGCAACAGAGCAGCACUGAACGGCAUUUGGUGGCCGUAAACAUGUGAAAAGUUUGUACCAGUCAGUCAGAGAGAAACAGUAACACAGCGCUCUUUGAGGGGAGAGAGAGCUCUGGAGAUCGAGGACUGAUAAACACACAUAUUUGGAUGUGACAGAAAGAGAAAAGAUGAUUUUGUGAAGUUUUAUUACCAUUGAAACAACUGGAAUAUGAGCAAAAUCUACAGAUUUUAAAUAAGAUGUUGAAAGAGUUAAAGUUCCACUCUGAUUGUUUUUUUUUUACUACUUAAAGUGUUAUCAAUGGUGUUUAAAUUAUGAUUAUUAAGUUUUUACCAAAAAUCACGUUCUUUCUGUCAUUUUCAAGGGCUUUUCAUUUGCAGAGCUCCAGUAGAUCAUUAGCAAUUUGCCUCUGAGUUGUGGGCGGAGACAGCGCUGCUCUGCACGCUCAUCUUCACAUUAGCUUGCAGCCUAACAUUGCCAGUGUAGUAGGAGUGGCAGGUAACAUAGCAGCUAUUCAGCUCUCGGACACUAAUGUCUUUAGGGACACGAUGAAAGCUAAUAUCAUAAUUAGCUUUCUUACGAGCAUUGCAAUCCGCGAACGCAGACGCUUGUUCCGCGAUCCUCCUCCCCUUUUCGCUGAGCCUGGCCUGCAUAGCGGGGCUCCAGGGGCGGAGCUUGGAUUGGUUACGUAGGAAAUCUCACUGUUUCUAAACCUGCCGUUUUGGUCUGCCAGAGAUUCACAGCGAUUUGAAUAAAGAAAUACUCAGAAAAGCAAUUUCGCAUUUAGUUUUCUCAUAUGUCCUGUAGCAUCAGAAAAAUGCCACAUGAACAUAUAAAAAACAAGAAAAACACGAUUUUCAUCGGAGUGGGUCUUUAAUUCUGUCAGAGUAACAGAAGGAGAUGUUUCAUCGUUGAAGUUGAAGUCAUUUGUUGUUUUAAUCUCAGGUGUGUGAAAUGUGCGUGUUCUUGAGGAGACAGUGCACAAUGGGCCGAGUGUGAGGGCCGACAUGGUGGGUUGGGUCAGUCUGUGUUAGAGUGACACAGACGUAUCCUGAGUUGUCUGUAGAUGUAUGUGUGUGCGGAGUGCACAUGCAGGGAAAUGGGCAAAAACCGCAGUCUUACCUCAGAAGACAAACACAUGACUUCAAUAUUAAAGUCUUGUCGGUGUUAGAAGCAAGUGGAAAACAAAUGUGUGUCUUUUUACCUGGGAUCCGGGGUAUUUGAAAUAGUAACAAAUGCUGUUUCUUCAACGUACCGACCCCCUUGAAACAGCAUUAAAAUGACAGAAUGAAAAUCAGCGCACAGCCUGAAGUGUUUACUCUCCCGCUUUCCUUCAAUUAAGGAUCUGCAGAUAAAGGAGAGAAGUGGAGGAGCGAUAAGAGGGAAAGAAAGAGCAGCAUGUGGAGAUGAGAGGGGGCAGAAAUAAAGGAAGAGGGGAUGACUCAGAGUGCAGUAAUGUGCCUAUUGUGGCCCUCAGCAUGCAGCUCUGAGUGUUUGUAUUUGUAGAGGAUGGAGCAAACACGCUCGAGUGUGUGGUACUUCAGUUACAUUUUUCAAUUAGCUGCAGAAAUGUUGUUUCUGAAACUCAUUUAUACACGAUGAAAGCUGUCAGUACAGGCCGCAGAAGCACCUGUGUUUACAUGAGUCAUUCACCAGCUUCCAUCUUUAUUAUUCAGUUGUUUAUUGUUGUUGAAGGCUCUAUUUACAAUACAGCAAAUUUCCUUAUUUCAGCGCAGAGGCAGAUGCUUCCCCAGUGAUUAAACCUUGCGCAGCUCGCCCCAAAUGCCUAAUUUCCUCACUGAACAAAAUAAGAAUUAAAAGUAGCUUUAUGCAGAGGAAAUCAAGACACAUCCAACAACUAAACAAGCAAGAAGAUCAGUCUUUCCCAUUCACAUGUCUCUGUGUACAUGCAGAAGCUACCUCAACAUGCUGCAAGUUAAAGUAUAUUAAAGUAAAGUUUCUUGAUUGAUAACAUUGUAAUCUAUGUUACUGUUACUGUUUUGCAGUGCAUGCUCAAAUACAAACAUAAAACUAUAAAAUCAGAUACUUUGGAGUGAUACUUUGUUGAAGUAUGUGAUCGAGGUUUGUUGCCUUAUUUUGAUGCAAAAAUCCAUUACUAUCCAUUCCUGCUACAGUAUAGGUGCUUUGACCUCAAGGAUUUAGGGAGCUCUGCAUGUAAUUGCAGUGUGCAGCGUUCAAGGUUCAACUGCACCCUAAAGGGUUUUGUUGCAUGGCAUUCCCAAUCUCUCCUGCUUUUAUUUCUUGUUGACUCCGUGUAAACAGCUCUUUUUCUGCAUCAUUUAAUCCAGAUUGAAUAAUAUUGUUUCCCCGAUAAGUUUAAAAAUACGCUUUGAUCCGACUGUGAUUUCAGCAAUAAAAAGGGAUGUGUUGAUUGUGAAACACAGAUAGCCUAUAAAGUCAUGGCAGUACCUACAUUCUUAUUCAAUUGCUCAUUUAUUUUUUCCAUCCACCUUUAUUUUCUUCUACACACAGACACACACAUGUGCACACACACACUUUCCCUCUCUCCUCCUGUAAAGGCCUGUUUUCAGUCCCUCCCUCUUGUCAUGAAUCAGUGAUUUGUUCGUUGCACAGAGUGGAUCGAAUCCAAGGUUCCUAUCAGCUUACUUGGUCAGAACCAAGCUAGAGGGGGAUGGAGGAGGAGGAGGAGGAGGAGGAGGAUGGAUACGAAUGGGGUGGGGACUCCGUACAAAGGCUUCCUCAGAGUAGCUGUGCGUGUCUCCUUUAUCCCCCGACCCCUCUCUCAUACCCGGUCACGGCUCUCAGGUUACCUCCUCUGUCCUCCUUCAUGCUUGGAGCAGAAUGAGAUGCUUUGUCCCCGCGCUCCUGCUUGAGACUAAGCCCCUUUCACACACACACAUACACUCACACACACACUUCAUCAGCCACUGUACAGGUGUCUUUACUUCUGUCUUUUUCAUGAACUUUUAGUGUAUCAAUCGAUUAUUUGCACAUUUCUGUCCUUCAAAGAGCACGCACUUCAUUUUCUUUGUUCGUAAACCUUUGACCUGAUCUUUUUAUGCGUGCUGGCCUCAAUAGUUCUGCAGGUGUUACGCAGGAAGCAUCUUUAAUGUGCUGAGUUAUUCUGAGUGUGCAUAUGUGUGUUUGUGCAUGUAAACCUCUUCUGUUAAGACUUCCUCAAAUCAUGCAUUUUCUCUACUCUGCAAUUACGGAGAACUGCUUUGAGAGCUGAUCCAUUCGUGCCUUCGUAUUUACAUUGUCAGUGUGUGCACUGUGUAUUUGCACACAGUCAGCCCUGGGUGUUUGUAUGUUCACGGGUCAUGUGGUUGAUUUCUCUCUCUUUUUUUUUUUGGCAUGAUGUGUGUAUGUAACGUAGGAGCAUGAUUCACACUCCCCCCUCCAGUCUCGCAGGUUUACUCAGUUAUCUCUGGUAUGUCGAAAACUAGCAGGUCAGGAAUGUAAACCUGAUUAUGCCUUUGCUUUCCAUGAUGACACUCAUACUCACAGACACACACAUACAUAAACCAUGAGUAAGGGAAAAACACAAUAACAAAGUAUUGAGUGGAGUAGUGGAGUCUAAGUGAAAAACAAAAGGAUUAACAACUUUGUACUCACUAACUUAUGCAAACUGUGAGACGUCACUCUGUGCUUUUGCAGCCUGUUGUCUUUUUUCAAGUGUAUCUUGAACUAUUUUCAGUCUGUUUUUUUAGAUUUUAAACUUUCCAUCUCUAAAAAUGCAACAUUGAAUAUACCGUCAAGCUGCUUGCAGUAGGGCUGGGCGAUAAACCGAAGAUUUACAGAUACAGAAAUUAACCGACGUCAUUUUGCCCAUAUCGGUAUGUUCGGUGUCUUGAUAAAUUAAUAAAUAAAUGAAUAGAUAAAAGUUGGCUUUGGAUGUGUGUAGGUAGGCUAUUGUCUCAUGUCCCUUUAAGACACUGUCCUAUGUCAGAGACGUGACUCCACCCCAUCCAGUCAGUAACAAAGAGGGAAAGACAGGUGAGGAGAUGGAGGACGGUUCAAAAGUUGUAGCGGCUGAAGUAGACAAAGUCUUUUAUCGAGGUGAACUGCUCAAUAUAAAGAGUGAUAAUGAUUUGAGACCACAUCGCCCAGCCCUAGCUUGCAGGGAUAUUUGAUCAUCAAACAAGUAGGCGAGUAGUAGGUCCGUGCAAAAAUAAUACAGCAUGUUUGUAUCAUUAGAGGCCCAUAAGACCUCCCUUUACUUAUACUUGCUCCCUGGGCCCGAAGCUGAGAGUGUGAUCUAUAACUUUCACAGUGGUCACAUUCUAGACAACUAAUAAACAUGCCCACAGCUUUGCACAAACAUACACAAAGGAGCUGCAUUUCAUUUGUAUGCAGCUGCUCUUUAUACUAACCGCUCUCUGUUCUCCAUCAGAGUUGAAAACAAUACUGACAACCUGGUCAAUUUCACCGGUUGGCUCGUUCAGAUGUUUUAGUCUAUAUUUUGCAGCUUAUUUGAAUGCACAACUAACAUUUGUGUGUCUGAAAGAAAAAGGGGAGUGCUACAAAAACUGUACAUAAGUUUUGUAGUAGCCAGGCGCUCUUUGAGGAUGAGGGAUGUAUGGUAAACUGUGAAUGGACCAUGUGACGCACAAGUGGGCACAGUCCAGUGUUGAGGCUGUGGUCUUCAUUGCAGUGCUUGCAGGUUCAAUCCUGGCCUUAAUCCUCUGCUGCAUGUCUUCCCCUCCUCUCUCCUCACCAUGUUUACUUUCUCUCUUCAGCUGUCCUUUAAAGAAGCAAAAACAGCGACCAAAAAGAGGCGACUGGAAGCUUCACAAACCAGAUUUCUCUUCAUUCAAACCUUCUACCUUCCAUCCCGCCUGUGUCUCCUGUCUUUCCUUUUUGGUGUUUAAACAGGAAGCUCAUUAGGAAGACAGGAGCUUUUGCAUUUGGCCUUUGAUGUGUCCUCACAAAGAUCACGAUCAAACUCAAUAGAUGUUCAUUAUUUCCACUGAUAAACUACUUCCUGCUGCAGAAGCUUUUAGCUCACUUUGAUCCUCUUUCCUCCACAGGUGGUUGUUUGUAUCAGUGUGAGGAGAGCUGACACUGAUAGGCUACAUCAAUCAAUUCGACAAAGGAUACCAUUAGGCUGCUGGAUGUAAAUAGUCUUUAUUGGAGAGAGUGAAUAUGUAAAAGAGAUCGUAAGAGCACGGCUCUACGUCACUCAGCUUUUCAGCUGUCGCUCCUUGUUUGCACACUUUCUGCGUGCAUUCAUCCUCAUUUUGUUUUCCUCCAUUGUGCCUGCCCAGCCCAGUGUUUAGCUGACGUCAUGGGGAUUGCUUAAUUCCUUGUCCUCCUGGCACAGAGCUGUCACUCACGGCUGUUUUUCAAAGUGUGACGUGAGUGCUCAUAAAAAAAAAAUCAGGUCAUGUUCACUUUUUCUCUCGCUAAAGUCAACAAACUCUGACUCUACAGGUGGUAAAGAGCAUGAGGAGGGCAGAGAUGGUUGUCAUUUUUUUAGCCGUCUGCUCCAUGUCCCUGCAGGGGUGUGACCUUGCUGUGGUUAAAAAUAGAACGCCAAGGGUUUGCGACAAGUUUGUUUGAUCCCCAACGCUGUCAGCGUAAAAGAAAAAAUUCCUGUGUUGCGCCAAGUUGUUGUCGGGAGCUAAUGAGAGCAGGUCAUUGACGUCUUUACAUGCCCGUAGCCAUAGCAACUCCUCAUUAGGAGCCUCAUCACUUUCAGAGAGGUGGGGUGGUACAAUAUGGGUCCCGUGCCUGACAUGCUAACAAGGAUGGAGGGUCCAACAAUCAGGGGUUAUGCUUUAAAGAGGAGGACACACACACACACACACACACACACACACACACACACACACACACACACACACACACACACACACACACACACACACACACACACACACACUCAGGCUGAAGUGUGGGUGGUUGUGUCCAUGCGCACUCAUUGCAUGCGGCUGAAUGAUUUGUUCAACGUGAAUGCUAAAACAAUGUCUGUUGUUUGAAGGGAUCCAGUGUGUUUCCCCCUGACUGUAAAAUUUCUUGCUUCUGUCGGACACACACACGCACACACACGCACACACACAUGCAUACAAAGGACCAUGUAAGGCUAUAAAGGUCAUGUUGUUUACAGAGCUGGCAGCUCGCAGUUUCACACAUCGCAUGUUUCAUAUUUUAUCCAAAGUUUGGAGUGAUGAAUCCCGCACGACCACGAAGUGCUUCUGCAGCGUACUUCACUAUGUAAACACGAAUCCAGCUCCUGUCGCCCUGUAACAUCUCAGCCUGCAGGGCCGUCUUUACUCUGUGAAAAACAAAGCAACAAGAGGAGUUGAAAGUGGUCUCUCUGACUUACACGCUCAUUGCCGUAUAAUUUAAUCAGUUCUUCCCAGAAUUUAGAGGUUGAACUUCACUCUUGGGACAUUUUUCAACGAUUUCUCCCAUUAUACUUGAAAUAUCAUCCACUGACCACACUGAGUUUAAAAAAAAAAUUGCACUUUCUUCAAACUUUAAUUUUCGAGUGCGUGUCUGCCUCUGUGUCUCUCACUCUCUUUGAGUGUGUUUGUAUUUUCUGCAACUGUGGUAACUAUAUUUUGUUGAACAUGCUCCCUGUCUUCCUCCUGAGACCCACAUGUGUCUGACUUUGUACCUGUUACCUCACAACUUUGAAGAGCUUUGAACCACAAACUAAAAGUUGCCGUUUCCUGCGUUGUCUAGGUGACAGAUAAAAUUAAUAGCUAUAUAAAUGCUACUACUAAUCAUUACCCCUAAAGAAAUAGCUGAUAUAAAGCAUAACUGGUGCUUCUUUUGCUUUUCAAAUUGGUUAUGCUGUGUGGGAAAGUCUGUUGUAUCAAACUUGCAAGGGCAGCUGAGCCCAGCACAGUCUAUAAGGAGUGGGAAAGUACCUGUUCUGUGCUCUCUCAGAGCUUUUAGAGUCUGUUUGUGAGGAAAAGUGUAGAAACCAGCGGGAGAAUACAAACAGCUAAUAGGCUAGUUGUUUGUCUUAUUCACAUCUCAACCAUCAUUCGCAAAAAAAGUAAAAUUUAAGCCUGUUUGCAUCCCUGUAAAACCAAGGAGAGUAAAAAUAGCACCACUUUGUAACAAUAAAUCUGUCUGACAGCCAUUGAACAAAACAAAGACUAAGUCUGCUCUGCUUUGUUGAUGAGUAACCACCAAAACAUGCAGCCUCUCUAUAAACUGCAGAGCUCGAGCUAGAUAGCACUUAAGCUGCUGCUGCUGCGUUAAUGUGAUUGUACAUGCCUGUGUGUGUGCAUGCAUGUGCAGUGGAAGGUGGCGCACGCUGCUCUGCCGGAGGGGAAGUGAUGGGGAGGAUGAAAAGCACAAGCAAGCAGCUUUCUCAGCAGGACAUAAAAGUCUUUUUGUGUGCCUCACAUGUGCAGCAUCUUUAUAUAAAGGGAGGCUAUUUUUAGAAACACCUUACUACAGCCGUCUGACAGCCCAUCAAAGUUAGAAUGAACGUGCAAGAAUGGACCUCAGCGCUCAGCUUUGGUCUUAGUAUCAAUGCUUAUAUGAGGUGAUACUCACCUGUUACUGAAGUGUUGCAACAUCUUAGCUGCUGCUUCUCUUUUUUGCACAUCUUUGCAGUUCCUGUGCAUGAUUUUUUUUUCUUUUUUUUUGCACAAAUCGAACCCUAACUCGUCGGUUUGUCUCAGGACUUAAAUCUAAACCUUUUACAAUGUGCAUAUAAUGACACAAAGCUAGGUGAAAGUAAAGGAAUCAAUCAGCUUCUACUUGUUGCACUCAAAGACUCAAGAUCGCAGUCAUUUGUAUAUGUGGUUGUGACCUGCAUUGUACGGCUGAGGUGGUCCACAAAAACUGAGAAAAUAAGAGCACAGUGAAGAGGAAAUGGAAGGCAGUGCUGUGGCAUCAAGUGAAUGCAUGUUUGUCUGUGUGAAUACAAUGUUUUAGUGCUCAGAUUUCACUCACAAAAGACCAGUUCCAUGACAUCACACCGUUAUGACGAGGACGAAGUUUUUGUGUGUGCAGUUUACACACAAACACGCCCUCACAAGGUGAAAUCCCUUGUUUAGUGUUUUAUGUGCGUGUGUAUUUUAAUAAUGAAAUAAUAUGAACUGUUUGGUGUUAUCUAUCCUUAUCGGUUUGCGUGUUGUAACCUUUGGCCAUGAGGUCUGGAGCUCAUUCAUGAUAAAUAAGAACGUCAGUCAUUUUCAAAACAUCUUUAUUUCUUAUUCAGCUGCGUUAAGUCAGAAGAAUGUCUACCAAAACCCAGGAUGAUGCCCCCCAAAUAUUACAUGUAAGACUUCUUUCUAUUUCUUCAACAAGUACUUCAUCUUUUGAGGAAGAGUAAGAGCCAGAGAAUGACAGAGUAUUAAAGUAUUAAAGUGAUCACUUAUGAGAGUAAAGUCAGAAUUAAGUCCUUAUCCUCUAACCUGUUGUUUAAGAUGACAGUUGUUAAAAUGAGAGCCAUGGAGCAUUUCGUGAAAGUGUACUUCAAUAUAGAUUUCUUAAACAAGGAGAUACUUAAUCUUUCGGCACAUCAUCACCACAUUAUCAUAAAUAUCAUAAUGAUUUUACUAUGACUUUAUUCUCAUAAGUAAUUACUUUAUAUUAUGACUUUAUUCUUUUAGGUAAUAUUUAAGUACAACUUUAUUCUCGUAAGUAAUUACUUUACCACGACUUUAUUUUCUUGUAAUGAUUUUACUACGACUACAUUCUCGUAAGUAAUUACUUUAUUACAACUUUAUUCUUGUUAUUAAUAACUUUAUUCUUGUAAAUUAACGUCUUUAAUCUUGAAGUCUAUUUUUUUUCUACUAAUGUGGCCAUAAUACUGUGUCGUACCAGAGAGAAGCAAAAAAAAGUGUUUUUGUGAUUUAAGUGGACAUUUUUAGAAAAAGUCAAAACUUAAUUUCAAGAACAAAAUAAAAACUCUUUCCGGAUGAAAACACUCCUUCACUUUCUCGUACAUGUGAUCAUAACACAUAGUAAACAUGUAGAAAUUUCACAUGUCCUCAGCUGACUUGCGCAGAUUAUGAUCCAACACUAUUAAGGUUUAAACUAGGUCAAGGCGCCAGCUCAGCCAAUAGUACACAGUUUUAUACCAAGAGUUCACAAACAGGCCAAAUAAAAGUUACUCUUCUCCAAUUUACCUUUUUGUCUUUAUGUUACAUCAAAUCUGAAAACUUUGUUCGUUUUUGUAAACUGAGCAGCUGACUGAGAUAAAGCAGCUUCUCCUCUGUUUGGUCGCAUUACCUGCAUGAUUCACAUCAGAUUCUUCUCUACUGUGUAUUUCAAAGUCUAAAGCCUCUGCCAAUAUGGUGUAAAUGUUAAGGGUUAAACUGCCUCCCAAACAGCCUUUUCUCCAAUAUUUUCACCAGCUAAAUCUAAGCAGAUUGAAUAUUCAAAGAAGCUUUUGCAUCAACUUUAAGAGGCCCAAAUAGAUUCUCUUAAAAAACAAGGACACCAGAGUUUAAAGUCUUCUACUUGAAGUAUCUGAAAUCCAAAUUACACAACCUUAUUGGUAAUUUAACCGUAUUAUACAGUAUAAUUGGUUGUCAUGCACAGUUUGUGAGUUGAUUAUAAGCUACAUCAAACCACUCUGUUUUAAAACUAAUAUGUACACUUCAUAUUUGAUUGUGACCCCGCCCUGCAAACAGCCUGAGUACACCACCUUGGACAGCAACGGAUCAGCAAAAGACAGAAAAAUGGACAAAAAGAGCUUUUUGAACGUGUCUCUCACUGCUCUGAGUAGAUCUCUUGUUUUCGUGUGCUCUGUUUUACAUCCAGUUUGCUCCGUUGGAAAAUCAAUUCUGCCUUCCUGGGACAAAACUGCUUCAAACUUUAGGAGAAAGUGGGUUUGUCAAGCCACUGUUGGCUGACCUUAACAUUACAUCAGUGUUUGAGCGAGGGAGUGGACCACAUUGAGGACAAUGUUAGAGUUCAGAAAAGAUGACAGAAAGUUUCUCUUUGUGCGUCCGUGUUUCCUUUACAGUUUUUCUUUUUAUUCCAGGUCUCUUAAAGCACGUGUAGCUCAAGAUUUAAGAUUAACAUCUGAUCGAAAACUGAAGAGUGAACAGAACAAAUGUAAAGAGAGUUGUGAUAGUGAGGAGUUUUCAGAAAAGGCCUAGUUCAUAAUUCAUUUUGCCCAUAAUGGCGUCAAUGGCUGGUAGAGCUGCAGGAAUAGUGCGGCCGACUCAAGGCAACCUGAUCCCUGGUAACCCAAAGAAACCGGCUGCAGACACAGCCCUGUCUCCAGGCAAACCACACUACACUACACUACAGUAUGUAUGAUAACACUGCCUGCUCUUUGUCUGCAGACUUUACACAAACACGCUCUCACAAACACAGUCUAUGGCGACAGUACUCCUCUACGAUAAAUAUACCACACGACACACACAAACAUAUAGCCGCGGUUUUGUAAUCAUACCAACUCAAAUUCAAUUUUUCACCAUGAUUACCCACAGACAGAAGUCAUAAUGUGGUUUUGUGCUUUUCCCACCCUGUACUUUUACCGUAAACUGGAACAACCAGAGAAGAAAAAUGGUCAUUUACUUUGAGGUUAAAGUGGUUUGGGGAUAUUUGUGUGUCUCAGCAGGGUUGUAAAGACCUGUGGUCUGCCCAGAUGUACAUUGUGUAUGUUUAGGACAGCAAACUAAGGAUAAUAUGACUUGUUAAGUGCUCAAGUUUCUCAGAAGAAGUGAGUGGUAACAGUAACAGUGUGGGGUUAAUAGAGGAGCAUCAAACAACGCCACUGGAGCUUAGUCUGAGGGUUGUCUGUGGAUUAAGGCAUGGCUGAGCAUGUCCUCUGAUCUGGGGUAUGUGGGUGUCUGUAAUUACAAGGAGCAGCAGUUGGUGUAACAUGUGGUAAUGCCAGGUACUGAUGCAUUUAGUCAUUUCAUGAUUCACUCCAGAAAGACAACAUGCAGGGUUUGAAUCCAAGUCGAGGAUUAAAAUGUCCAUGUGGCGAUUCCACAGACCUGGACCUGAGAGAAAAGUCUUUGCAAACAAUUGAUAACAUGACUACUUUGUAGGUGUUUAAAGGCACAUUAAAGAGUUUUUAACUGAUUGUUUAAAGGCACUAUAAGGAGUUUUUAGAAGCAAACAAGACAAGGCUGAUAAUUUCUCUUUGUCCUCUUUUUAAAUUAAGAGGCUGUCCAGAUGAGCCUCCUGGAUAACAGUAGUCAACUUAAUAGGCAAAUCUCAUAAGCCCAACAUCUUUGAAACAUCUUCAUCCUUCGGCGACACGUCCUUUGACACUAAUCUAAACACUCAUGAAACUCACCAGUGAGACAUCCAAGAUCCCUGAGGUCAGUACCAUCCACAGCAGAGUGGAUCCCACUGAGCAUGUAUUGGUCUAAAAGAGGUCUAAUAGACGUCUAAAUGUAGCCUAGAUGACUGGUCUAAAAUCAGACUACCACAGUUUAGACCAACUCUAGAUCUGGUCUAUAUCUAUACUACACUGUAUAUUGCUCAACGGCUAUCAUAAUUGUUUUGGUACUUGGAGAUCAGUUAUGCAACUCACAGUUGUUUUUUGAAAUAAAUAUCGAAUAACGGGUUAAAGUGCAACGUCUAAAUUCCGUCUAAAAAUACAGAAUCUAGGCGGUUGAAAUAAAGUUUAAAAAAAUUGCUGUCUAUUGCUCAGUGGGAUUCUUGUGAUCUCUCUUGGCUAUGAAAAGUUCAAAGUUAAAGUAAAUAACUAGUUGAAACUGAAACUUGGAUAUUGAUAGUCAUACUUCCAGCAAAAGUUUUAGAGUUCAGGGUUUGCAGCAAGAUCUCUUUGGUGGUCUGUCAGAGGACCUUUUAAAUUAACGAGAAAUGGGAAUUGGAGUUUUCUUUUGCCAGGUUUGUGAAUCCGUGUUGCGUAAUCCUUUACAGAUAUAGUUUGUUUUAACAUUACAUUACUCAUGCACAUCUUUCAAACAUCUCCUCCAAUCCUCCUCCUCCUCGUUAUCUCUUUUUGGCGUAACCUUGUGAUUUCUUUACGGAUUGGAUGAUUGUGAAACAUGUUUGGGUUUUAAAAAAAAAACCUCCGCUUUGUGCUGUUUGUGUCUUGUUGUCGACUGUGCGGUCGGCAGCAGUAGCCCUCUCCUGGGGUGUGGUGGACUGACUGUGUAGCUUGGCAGAUGUACAAACCCGGCCUGCAUUUCUGAUGCGGUGAUGUGGAGCGCCUGUUGGGAAACUGAGGAGACUGUAUGUGUGUGUUUGUGUUUGUGUAUUUGUAUGUGUAUUCAGGAGAAAAGGGGGGAAAUGGGAGGAAGAGAGCGUUGUGUGUUUCUGUUUGUUUGCAGGGUGCGUCUGCUGGUAAGUGAGGAGGACGAGUGUGUUUGUAUCAUUGUGUCGUUCUGAGGUUUAGCCCAGGGUUUCUCUUCCUGUAAGUUGUUAGAGCUUGGCCAGAUGGUGGAUCUUAACUCCAGCAUGGGAAAAACAACAGCGUCAGAGGAGCUGCGUUCAAAAUGUCAUACGAAGACUGUGUUCAUUUCCCCUGAUCUGAACACACCCACCUGUAGCUGUUGUGUCCUGUGUCCUGUUUAGCGGAGUGUCCACUGGAGUGAACCAGACAGUAUUAAAGAUUCAGGAGAGCAGGGUUUCCCUAUGACAGCCUCCUCUGCUCUGCUGACUUCUGACUGACACACUCAUCUCUCAUAUCUCUGGAAGAGCUUCAUGGAAACACCUGUGUGAGUGCGAGUGCAUGCGUGCGUGCCUGUUUGUGUAAAACAGAUGGAAAGAUAGGAUAAAGUUUCCCCUUUGUCUUGCUUUCCACAUUCAUGAAGUUCAUUAAAAUGUGAAUAAAGCCAGCCUCUCUUCUUGAUUGGAGUUUGUACCUGUUCAUGUGUACGAUCGUUCGUUUGUGUGGGCUGCUUUAGUUUUCAGGGCGUGAUGGAAUUAGCUGAGGAUAUAAUGUCAUAUGCUUGAGCACACAAAAACAUUGCUGUGCACCUUCAUGUGCCAUGUAUAGAGUACUGAAUGUUCCCAAAUGUUAAAGCAGAUGUUGUUAUUGCCAGGGAAAUUCACAAAGCAGGGACUGUGUAGGAUGGCGAGUGGUUCUUACUGUAAUAUGGGAAAAUCAGAAGUUAACCUUCAACCUUUAGAGCUAAUAUCUUUUUACAGGCUCAGCGUAAAAAGUGUAAAACCUGUUUCCAGGUGACACAUAUCUCAAAGCAGAUUCUGGUUCUCCUUAAUGUCAGGAGUUCAGCCGUGCUCUCAGGCAACCCAAUAAAUUUAAGCUUGUUUGAUUUGGAUCAUAAAGAAGGAAGACAGCUUCAGCAUUGUUUGCGUAGCGCAGUAAAGAACUCAACAGAGUUUGAGAGUUCGAUUUUGUGACUUGCGGUUUGGAAUCAAUUCAGGUAUUUGAAUUGUGUCGCUACGCACGUGCGCAGUGACGCCGACGCAUCAGAGGCGGCCAGGACUUUGAGAGAGGCCCGCCCACUUUACCUGCGUCACUUGUGGUCUUCAAUUCGAAAGUCAAAAACCAACCUUGGCUGGAUUAGGUUAAUGAGAAGGCUGUUGUUGCUCGACUCUGGGAUAGGGUCAACAAAAUUAAAUGAAUCUUUGACCAAUUUAAUCAUUUUUUUAAAAAGGCAGAAAAACAAAACAGAAGGAAAAUAUUACAGUAUUUUUUUUCUCUUUCUAAAUGUUAAAGGGUUGUAUUUUUGCCGACGCAUGUUGCUUCUAAUCAUAUUACAUUUCUGGUUUUUACUAGGACUUAAGCAUGUUUAGUAGGUACCUUACAGAAAUAUAAUCAUGCACUUCCAAAAAAUAAUUGAAUUUUUGACCAUUUUUAUCAUGUUUUAAACAACACAGAAAAAACAAACAAACAAACCAAAAAACAGAAGGAAAAUAUUACAGUGUUUUUUUUUCACCUCUAAAAGUUUAAAGGGUUGUAUUUUUGCUGACGCAUGUUGCUUCUAAUCAUAUUACAUUUUUGGUUUUUACCUGGACGUAAGCAUGUUUAGUAGGCAUCUCACAGAAAUAUAAUUAUGUACUGAAAGGUCAUUCUCAAAUGGCACUUUAAGUGGCCCCCUGUGUACUGAGGUUUCGUAAAGUGGUGGCCUGGAUUAGAUUUUACUGGGCGACCUCUUUACCCACUGUUACCCCCCACUCUCUCCACAGUUUGCUCUGUCCGCUGUCAUAUCCUCUCCUUUAAAGGCAUAAAGAAUUAUAGAAGUUGUUAUAUCUUCUAAAAGGAGUUGUCACUUCGUUCAGCCUUUUUUUUCUCUUUUACGCUUAUUUAUGUAACUUACUUUUGUUUUUGUCGUCUGUGUUUUUAGUUUCCAGAGUGCGGCUUCUACGGCAUUUAUGACAAGAUUUUGCUGUUCAAGCACGACACAUCAACAAACAACAUCCUGCAGCUGGUGAAAGGAGCCAGUGACAUUCAGGAGGGAGAUCUGGUGGAGGUGGUGCUCUCUGGUAAGAAACAGCUCUCUUCUUUUCUCUUUAAACUAUCAGUAAACACAAAUCUACUUCUGCUUUUCUGCAGUCAAUAAAAUCAAAACCUCCUUAUUUGCUCAUUUUACUCUCGUUUACUCUAUAUCCAUCUGUUCUUGAUUGGUUCUUUGUCUACCAAGCAGCAGCAGUAUGUUUAUGUCUUGACACUAACUAUAACCACACUCCUCUGUUUUUUUGCACUUUUAGCGGCUGCUACAUUUGAAGAUUUCCAGAUUCGGCCACAUGCCCUAAACGUACACUCAUACCGAGCCCCGGCCUUCUGUGAUCACUGUGGAGAGAUGCUGUUUGGACUGGUCAGACAGGGACUCAAGUGUGACGGUAAGAAAAAUGAAGAGAUGAACUGAUAAAGGAAAAGACAUAUCUUUAUGAAGAGAUGAAUUGCAUUACUCACUUACCCCUCUUUCUUUUUGAUCCAUGGCGCCCCCUGCAGGAUGUGGACUAAACUACCACAAGCGCUGUGCAUUCAGCAUCCCAAACAACUGCAGUGGAGCUCGGAAACGGCGUCUGUCCACUACCUCUCUGAGCAGCAGCCAGUCCCUGCGUCUCUCCACCACUGAGUCGGUGUACAGCGUCGGGACGGUCUCCACCUGCUCGGAGGAAACCAGUCUGGUCCGCUCACAUACACAAAUGGUACAGAUGGAUUCUUGCACGCAGUAUUCUUGUCUGUUAAGGAAGGCUAUAGAAAAUCUUUGACCAAAUCAGGCAACUUUGUUUAAAAUAACACCAAUUAGUGAAAUACAUGGAGCCAAUUUAGUCACGUAAUUAAGAUUUGUUUUUCUUUUUUGACUAAGAUUGAUAAAAAAAAUACUGGGGUUGAAACUCACAUGGUGGCUGAGAAGUGUAGAUUUAUUUUGUUAACUGUCAACACCAUCAAGUGAAAAAUCUCCCUGGAUAAACCAAAGACUCUUCCAUUUUACACACAAUUUUCUUAGUUAUCCUAUGUACACAGAGAUCAAUAUCUUAAUAUCUUCUAACUAAAUAGAGUAGAAUAGCCUUUAUUGUCAUUGCAUGCUGUACAUACAACAAGAUACAGUGCAGGACAACUAAAAGAGACAUGAGAAAUGCUCACAAUCAACCUUUUAGAUCAACCUGUUUUUUAGUCUGUUAGUCCUGCGUGAGUUUAAACCAAAAGUUCCUGCAUAUAUGGGUAGCACUUUAUAUUAAGGUGGUUGUAAUAAGUUGUAAUUAAUAUGUAAUAAGUCACGGAAAAGACAUUAUAAGACCUUAUCAGAUUCUUAUUAACAUAAAUAAGUCUAUGUAAGCAUAUAAUUUGUGUUAGUAGGAAUCUAAUAAGGUCUUGCAAUGUCUUAUAAGUGACUAAUUACAUAUUAAUUACAACCACUUUAGUAUAAAGUGUUACCCAUAUAUGCAGUUCAGUUUUGGGAGUUUGUCGCCAAGACUUUGAGUAAGCCUCUUAUUAAACCAGUUUGCUUUAUCAAAACAAACAAAACAAAACAAAAAAAAAACAAAACAUUGUUGAUAUUUUAACUUUUGCAACCGAAAUACUUAAAUGUGGAGAAGACAUUGAGUUAUAGAGGAAAAGAUAGGCUUAGAGUAUCAUCUAUAUUCAGAAUAUAUUUAACUGAAAACUGUAUGAUAAUGCAGAUUAGGAAGCUCCUAUGGGUGUGAUGUGUAUUUAAGGAUAAACGCUGUUUUAACAGUUCUUAUCAUGUUUUCUUCAGCUGCAGAAGUUUCUGGUGAAAAAAACUCAAUCAACUUUGCACAACUUGCUUGGACUCAAAAUUCAUAAAGACUCCUGAACGAGGUUGGAGCUGAGCUUUGUAGAGCAUUUAGUAACCAAAUGGACAAACAUUUUUCUUCCAGAGUUGGUAGAUACCAAAAGCAAGCCUGCGAGAGAGAACAGUGCUAGAAAUCCUACAAGUUGGCAAAAACACAACUCAUGCAAAAACAUGCUGUAUUUAUAAAUCGGCAUUAUAUAAAUUAACAACCCCUUCUGUAGCCUCUAAGAGUCAUAAAAAAAUACUAAUUACAGGUUUAAAGCUGGAAAAUUUUAGAUAAAUUUCAUCCUAACUCAUACAUUUGGAUGUAAUCUUUCUUAUUGCCAAAGUAAGAUUGACUAAUUUCCUCUCUGUUCUGACAGCCCCGAACCCCAAGUGAAGCCAGACGCUUCUACACGGGCCGGCCCGUUCACUUGGACAAGAUCCUGAUGAGCAAGGUGAAGGUGCCUCACACGUUUGCUGUCCAUUCAUACACACGACCAACGGUGUGCCAGUACUGCAAAAGGCUUCUCCGAGGACUCUUCAGGCAGGGCCUUCAGUGCAAAGGUGAACAAAGAUGUUCAGUACAAUAAGAAAUAAAGCUAAACCUCCAGUUUUUGUGUAAUUGUAUCAGAGCUAAUUGUGUUUGGUUCUCCCUCAGACUGCAAGUUCAACUGCCAUAAACGCUGUGCUUACAAAGUUCCUAAUGACUGCCUGGGGGAGACCAUCGGAGGUGAGGGGAGACAUUUGUUAAACAACUUUUUAUUUUUCCUGACUCUUUUAACCCUGCAUGUUUCCACUGUUAUAAAUCUUAAUUAAUUAAUAAUGUAAUAUAAUAUCAGACUGAGACUCACUGCCACUAAUGUUUUUAUCUUCUCAGAGAACAGAAGUAACUGCGGUAAGUAUUGCUUAGAGUUGAUGCAUGAACUCUUAAGUCGUGGUGAUAGUGAUAAUAGAAAGUAGUGAUUUUGCAUGUCAUUUUUAGCACAUUACAACUAAGAGAAACACCGCAUUCAGCCUGUUUUCUUGCUCUUUUGUUGCUGCAGACAUGUUGAGCCCCAGCGCAGACCCUGAAGUGCCCAUGGACUACAGCACAGACUACGACGCCGCAGACAAGUCUUCGAUGGACGACUCAGACGAAGCCUGCAGCAUCCCUGGAUCCUUCUCUCCUGACAACAUCCAGGCUGGAAUCAGUGGAGACCAGAAGUACGAGAAAAUAAGGAAUUAGAAAAACUGAUUUGAUGAACGUUUUCAGACUUGCUAAUAUUAGUGUUUUUGUUCCAGUGUCAACAUCCCGCUCAUGAGGGUGGUGCAGUCCGUGAGACAGACAACACGUCGCUCCAGUACGGCCAUUAAAGAAGGAUGGAUGGUUCACUACAGCAAUAAGGACACACUGGUAAAAAUACAUUACCCAUAGUUCCCGGUGUUUUUGUCAUUCUGUAGCUCAUACAUACAUAACCAAGUCCAUUUAUUCAUGAUGCUUUAUCCCACGCUCUUCUGUUUCUUUUCUUUAGAUUUAUUGCCAUUUUUUGUUAACUGUGCACUCACUCUGAGACCUCAUGUACCUUCUUAUGAUUGGUCUAUCAUUUCUUCCACGACCUUGUUCAUUUAGUUUGUACUUUCAUGAAUCAUAUUGCUCUCUUUUAUAUUUGCGGGUGGGCAUGCAUGUGUGUGUGUGUGCAUGAAAGAAAUGAAAAUUGAAGGCUGAUGAUGGGUCCAGCUCACCCUGAGAACAAAACAGCACUCAACUGAUUGUUGACUGUUUGUCAAAUUCAGUCUAAAAGCGCAUUUUCUGCCUUUUUCUUCCUUCAGCUGUGCUCUCUUUAUUGGAUCUCAAAAUAACUUUUCUACCUAUCAAGCCUUGUUCUUGCUUGAUUUUCUGCUCCAACUUUGCUAACGCACUCUUUUUCUUUCUUUUCUCCCAUGUCUCUCUUCUCUCUUUUUUCCACUUUUUCCUCUUGCAGCUCAUUUUCAUGCUCAUCCUUCUUCUCAAGUGGCCAACUCGUCUCUUUUUUCUGGAUGUCGGCUUUAUACUUGAAUGCAUCCAUAUGGAUCCUUGAACUUAUCCAAAUCCAUACUUUGUCAUCUCCUAUUCUGACCACUAAAUGUCCUGCCCCACUUUUCCUGCCACACCUCAUAACACCUUACUGCCUCCCCAACAGAGAAAGAGGCAUUACUGGCGCCUGGACUGCAAGUGCAUCAUCCUUUUCCAGAACAACACCUCCAACAAAUACUACAAGGUAAAUAAACAUUUUUUCCCUCAGCAAAACCAACAAUCUCAAAACAUUUAUCAUAUAUAAAAGGCUUUUUUUAACGGGUGCAUCCAUCUCUGUGCAGGAGAUCCCUCUGUCUGAGAUUCUAGAGGUCCGACCCGCCGACAACUUCGCGCUCGUCCCUCCCGGCACAAACCCUCACUGCUUCGAGCUCAUCACAGGCACCAUGUGUUACUUUGUAGGGGAGGACCCCAACACCCUCCCUCCUCCUUCCCCAGGCAACCCCUCAACUUUCCCUCCUCAGACCCCUCCCUCCCCCAGCCAAGUUGCUCCCAACAGCGGUAUCGGGCGAGAGGUGGCCAAGGCAUGGGAGAGCGCCAUUCGCCAAGCUCUCAUGCCAUCCAUCUUUCAGGACGCGCCAGCUGAGGGGAACACACCACACAGUGAGUUGAAUGUCACCAGCCAAGAGAGGUGUUUAAGUAACUGCACCAAAUUUUGAAGGACUUGAUUGCUAUUGGACAAACUUAUAAAGUUAUGAUGCUAUCAGAGGUUGAGUUUUUGUACCUCGUGCAUUAAAAUAGAUGUUUAAAAUGACACUUUCUGACCUGCGUUUUGACAUUCCUACUUUUCCAGCACAAGUUUCCAUCAGCAUAUCAGUGUCCAACAGUCAAAUCCAAGAGAAUGUGGUAUGAAUUUCUGUCAAUUUACUUCAAUCUUAUGUGAAUUAUGAAACAAGAGUGUUACUGAUUUUAUGACAAAUGGGUCUCCUACAGGAUAUUGGGAUGGUGUACCAGAUUUUUGCUGAUGAAGUGCUGGGAUCUGGGCAGUUUGGAGUUGUGUAUGGAGGUAACGUCAAAUGUCCUAAAACAUUUGAGAUGUAUCCCAGAGAAUAGAUAUACUUUGAAAUGAUUGCAAUAUCAACUCACUCCAACACUUCCUCUUCCUUUCCAUUUUCAGGUAAGCACAGGAAGACGGGGAGGGACGUAGCUGUCAAAGUCAUUGACAAGCUUCGUUUCCCCACCAAGCAGGAGAGCCAGCUGAGGAAUGAGGUGGCCAUACUGCAGGUAAACACAUAUGUACUGUGGUUGACUUCAUAGUUAGUCUCUAUUUACAAAAAAAAAAGGUUGAAUCUGUACUGGGAGUCUAGAUUUUCAUCAUGGAAAGUGCUCUGGUUUCUGUUUGUAGAGCAGGUAAAAUUGACAAAUCAAAUUUCAUAAGGGAGGAAAAACAGUCUGAGGAGCAAAAUCAGAAAGUGGGUCCUUUAAAGAGUUGGUCUUUUACUCUUCAGAAUGGACCUGACAAAGUUAGCAUUUUACUUUUAAACCUUUUUUUAUAGUGUUGCUUUUUCUGCAAAUUCAAGACCUGUUUAUUGUCAGUACAAGAUGACAGGUUUCUUUUUCUGGCUCGUAAGUCAAAGUGAAACACAUGAGCAGGUCCUCCUCCAAAGGGUGUAAUGGACGAAGAAUUUACAGCGUGUAUGCAGCAGACAUAAACACAGAGCAGUCUCAUAAUCUCUGGCUACCCUGAUGCUACUGGGAACUUAGUAUCCAUUUCAAGAGUCAUGAAUCACCUUUUGUAAUCAAACGGCGAUAGACACCGAUUGCUGAUGUGAUCUGAGAUCGCUGCCGCUUCAACUCUUUUGCACACGCAUAAUACCGACACAGUAAUAGGGGUUUGGGUAUUGGCAUACAGAUGAGAAUUUACCCAAUUUUGACAUAGAAAAUAUUGAAUGAUGUUGUCUUCAAGUGUUUACGUUCUUUGAGAAUAAUUAAAAUGGUUUUGUAUUAACUCUUUAAUUUAGUAUUAAAAAAGAGUGACUACCAUUUGACUUACUAGAGUUUGCUCACAGCAGAUUUUUCUGUCAAGUUUCCUCAUUUUUAUUAUAAUCAAGUAACAAAAAUACAUUUAAUUAUCCCCCGUCUUUCUGCAGUUUAGUAUAUCACUCACCAGCAGAUGGAGACAGAAGCUCACUCUCUCUUCCUCCAGGUUUUAACUGUCCCUAAAAGACCUGACUUCCUCUGCUUGCUCUGCCACUUUCACAUGUUUUCGAGCAAUAAUAGGGUUCACAACCAGUUUCAUACUGACAGAAUGAGUAAGAAUAUCUAAAAGCAGGGGGACAUUUUACUGUAUUUUCUCACUCACCAUUCUCUCUCAAACAAACCUUAAUUGACCUGUCUUCCUCCACCUCUUAUUUGUGUUACAGAGUUUACGUCACUUGGGCAUUGUGAAUCUGGAGAACAUGUUUGAGACUCCGGAGAAAGUGUUUGUAGUGAUGGAGAAGCUGCACGGGGACAUGCUGGAGAUGAUUCUCUCCAGUGAGAAAGGCAGACUGCCUGAGAGGCUCACCAAGUUCCUCAUCACACAGGUGAGUAUUUGCCCGAGCUGAAAGACAGGACUGUUUGAGCGAGUAGAUUUACGCUGUAACACAAACAGUAUUGUUGUUGUUGUGGUACGCCACUGAGUACCGUUAGUCACAUACUGCUGUGUCAGGAACUAGGGAAGUGAGAUUUUGCUAUCGCUAAAUGCAUAUAAAGUGCGUCAUCAUGUCUGGUUGAAAAUGUGUAACCAGUAUUUUUUUAAAUAUUCUUUUUCUGUGUUUGUGUUUGUGCAUGUGCGCACAUCUGUGUGUAGAUCCUUGCAGCUCUGAGGCAUCUGCACUUUAAAAACAUCGUACAUUGUGACCUGAAACCCGAGAAUGUGCUGCUCGCCUCUGCGGAUCCUUCCCCUCAGGUAUACACACACACACACACUCAAAUGAGGACCAAAUUACACACACACACACUGAAACCCAUACCCAUCCUCGUAUGCAGCAGUUAUGGUGAUCAGACUCUUUAAUGAGCCAUUCAGAGCUGUCAGACGCCCCAGACAUCUAUAUUCUUAAUAUCUAGGGUGUUACAUCACUUCCUGUCCUCAUUCUAACAACCUGACUUUCUGCUCCUCUGUCUCAGGUGAAGUUGUGCGACUUUGGUUUUGCUCGCAUCAUCGGUGAAAAGUCUUUCCGCCGCUCUGUAGUCGGGACCCCGGCUUAUUUGGCACCUGAGGUUCUGCGCAACCAGGGCUACAACCGCUCUCUGGAUAUGUGGUCAGUUGGCGUCAUCAUGUAUGUCAGCCUGAGCGGGACUUUCCCAUUUAAUGAGGACGAAGACAUCAAUGACCAGAUCCAAAACGCAGCUUUCAUGUACCCUCCCAAUCCCUGGAAACAGAUCUCUAGUGAUGGUAAGGACACGCUUGAGACACGAGACAUCUGGUGAUAAAUGUUAUUUGAAACGGUUUGAAAAGUGUCAUGAUCUUCCUAGAGGAUGAUAACUUUCCCAUUAUUUGGUCCAACCACGUGUUCAACUGAACAUCCUCCAUAAUAAUCACAAAGUGCCAUAAACCUGGAGUUUUUUUGUAGUACUAAAUGCUCUCUGUUUAUAUGAUGAAGGCAAACUAGAGCCUGGGAAGUAGGUUAAGAAUCUUUAUCAUAUCAAAUUCGAAAUCAUGUCCGGUUCCUUUACUAUGAAUGACUACGUGUUCUCGCACAUAUCAUGACUGUAGUUCCUCUUAACUUUGUGGUUUAUCUAACUCAGCAGACUUCAGAAGAAAGCUAGAUUAUUGGCAUAGAUUACACGUCAUUACACAUUCGUUAAUCUUUAUAAUUUGUGUUUCCCAGCCAUCGAUCUGAUCAACAAUUUGUUGCAAGUCAAGAUGAGGAAACGCUACAGUGUGGACAAGAGUCUCAGCCAUUCAUACCUACAGGUAACAGAGAGUUGGGAUUUGGUGCGCAUCAUAUUUCUCUCUCUAUGACGCUGUGUUAUCAACGAAGGCUAAAAGCUUAAAAAAAAAAAACUUCAAUGACAUUUUUUUGUGCACACUUUUCUUCAUCUAGAAAAAAAAUUACAGUGAAAAAAGCAAGAUCUUCACUUUCUUGUAUCUCUGCAAACCCCUCACUCAAAUCUUAAAAACUGAGGCCAUUUCAGAAAAUGACACAAACACAAAGGGUCUGCACUCAUAGCCGAACAGCCAGGCAGCAGCUGAAGGCCAAUAUUCUGGAACAUUACUGAGGACAGCCAUGCUUUUAAAAUGAUGCUUUCAUUGACUGAUCACAGCUCCUAAUGUGGCUUCAACAAAACACAACAUUCAGUGGUGGAAAACAGAGCAGCUCUCUCUGCAGGUCCAAAGUAGUCCUCUCUGCUUGUUUUGGUCGCAGGGAAAAUCCAUUAUUAAGCUGAAGUGCCAUAGCAAAACUAAAUGUGGUUGAAGGUAUCAUUUUUUCAUUAUCUUUGAAAACUGUAGACCUGCCAGGGUUCAAGAUUAUCCUCUCCUAUAUACUAUGGUGCAUAUAUAUUUACACACACAUUCAGCAGCCUUAGAUUGACUAGCAGAUAAUGUGCUGCAAAAACAUGAAACUCUGUUCAGUUUAAAUCUAAUUCAAGGCUCUUACAAAGUGAAACUCCAUCCCUGUGUUUAUUCCCACUUCUCAUUUCUCAGGACUAUCAGACGUGGCUCGACCUGCGAGAGCUGGAAACCAAACUCGGAGGGCGAUACAUCACCCACGAGAGCGACGACAGCCGCUGGCAAGCAUACGCCCGGGACCACACUUUGCCUUACCCCGCACACCUUGUGCCUCCUCCUCCCGCCCCGGCCUCUGACGAUGAGGAGGGAGGGGAGGAUGCAGACGUCCAAGGCCUCACUGAGAGGGUCAGCAUCCUCUGA
This is a messenger RNA of Xyrichtys novacula (pearly razorfish), 31746 nucleotides long. Lineage: Eukaryota; Metazoa; Chordata; Actinopteri; Labriformes; Labridae. The record is from the annotation of a GenBank genome assembly.